AUGGAAUUCAGUGAAAUUAUGCUUAGUUGGAAAGACGACUGGCCUGAACUGUUUGAUAAUAUUUUAUGGUCAGAUGAGGCUGUUUUCCAUGUUGAAGGGUUUGUCAAUCGGCAUAACUGUCAUUAUUGGGCUAAUAAAGAUCCAGGUAUGACAAUUGAAAGGAUGCAAUCACAACCAAAAAUCCUAGUGUGGUGUGGAUUUACUUCAACGGAAUUUAUUGGUCCAUAUCUGUUACGUGAUACCAUGAAUGGUGAACGAUAUCUGGAGAUGUUAGAAAGUUUUGUAUGGCCUACAAUCAGUCAAUGGAACAACAUUGAUGAACUCAUAUUUAUGCACGAUGGUGCUCCAGCACACUAUACUCGUACAGUCCGGAAUUGGCUUGACAAUCAUUUUCCUUCGAAAUGGAUAGGUCGACGAGGACCAACAUCAUAG
Molecule: messenger RNA, 432 nt
Organism: Rotaria sp. Silwood1
Lineage: Eukaryota; Metazoa; Rotifera; Eurotatoria; Philodinida; Philodinidae
Source: the annotation of a GenBank genome assembly